AUGUUUCUGCGCUCGCUAGGCGUACUGCCUGUGUUGGCGGGGUUGAGUGGUGUCAGUGUCCACCAUUUGCUGUAUCGCCAUGGCGAGUGGGAUUUAAAGGGAGUUGACAUGGUCAUCUUCUACAUGAUUCUGACACUUGCUCUGAUCGCGUUGCAAUACUCAUCGAUCCUCCCCCUAACCGAAGUCCUCCAACGGCCCAACUGGGCUUGGGAUAUUGUGAAGUACCAUAUUCUGGGUGUUUAUACCAGCAUGUUGCUUUAUCGCGCAGCAUUCCAUCGCCUCAAUCGGUUCCCUGGCCCGUUUCUUGCCCGACUUUCCAACUUCUACGUGACUUCGCUGGCAGCCAAGAAGUUACAUCUCUAUGAGGAAACUGAGAGGCUGCAUGAGAAGUAUGGCGAUUACGUGCGAAUAGGUCCAACCGAGUUGUCAAUUAGAGAUCCCGCAGCUGUCAAGCUGAUCUAUGGCUCGUCAGCCAAGGUUGCCAAGGGUGUAUGGUACACCUGUAGUGAGCCUCGCAUAUCCCUUGAGACGGUCAGAGAUAAGAAAGCACAUGCGAUGCAGAGGAAAGUAUGGGGCCAGGGGUUUAGCUCACAAGCGUUGAAACAUUACGAGCCGCGUCUCUCGUCCUAUACGGCUCAACUUCUUACUGCGAUAGACAGCCAUCUAGGGCAGUCGAUGAAUGUGACGCAAUGGUUUAACUAUUUUUCAUUUGACGUGAUGGGUGAUCUGGCAUUUGGCAAGGCGUUUAAUAUGCUGGCAGAAGGCAAAGACCAGUACUUUCUCACGCAGCUACGGGGUAAUAUGAAAGCAAUUGGUCUUACUAGCCAUCUGUCAUGGAUCUUUCCAUUUUUCAAGAGAAUCCCAGGUUUAAACGCUGGGUAUUUGAAAAACCUACAGUGGCUCGCAGAGCAGGUGGAUUGGAGGAUCAAGAAUCCGCCUCACAGUCCUGACAUCUUUUCAUGGGUUCUUCAGGGAUACGAAAAUGGCCCUAUGACCAAGCAAGACUAUGCCAACCUUACGUGUGAUGCUGAGCUCAUCUGUGUUGCUGGAAGCGACACGACAUCCGCCACAUUGACCAAUAUGUUCUUCCACCUUGCCAAAGAUCAAACUCUUUAUAAGACGCUUCAAGCUGAGCUGGAUGCGCUGGAAGAUUUGACACAGGAGAGCUUAACAGAGGUCAAGCUGCUCGAGGCAGUGACCAAUGAGACUCUUCGUUUGCAUCCAGCUGUACCUUCCGGGCUUCAGCGAUUAACUCCACCAGAAGGGCUACAAAUUAAUGAUACCUAUAUCCCCGGAGAUGUCAUGGUUUGUAUACCGAUGCAUUCUUUAUUUAGAGAUGAGCGUGUAUUCCCGCAACCGACCGAAUUCAUUCCUGAACGCUGGACUACCAGACCCGAGCUCGUCAAAGACCCAUCAGCACUGUUCCCGUUUGGGGGUGGGGCGUAUGUGUGUGCAGGAAAGCAGCUUGCCUGGAUGGAAAUCCGCCGAGUGGUUGCAGAGAUAGUAACGCAGUAUAAUGUCACGUUUGCACCUGACCAUAGUGAUGAUGCAUUUCUAGAUGCCGCGGUUGAUGCGUUUACAAUCGUCCCGGGUCCUUUGAAAUUGACCUUCCAGAAAAGGUAGAGACCAGCGUGGUACCUCCCUUCGACUCUUGACGCAGAGACAUCGAAAUUAGUAUGUUUUGACACAAAUUCCAUACCUUUGGCGAUGCACGAAGAGCACACUAGACGAAGACGCGAUAGCUCUGAAGGUGUAGUGGUGACCAAGGUGGAUUUAUGAUUCGCGGUAAGUAAAC
Messenger RNA from Aspergillus pseudotamarii, 1795 nucleotides. Its product is annotated as cytochrome P450. The transcript has 7 exons. The record is from RefSeq and is a predicted model, not a curated record. Gene Ontology annotation, molecular function: iron ion binding; heme binding; oxidoreductase activity, acting on paired donors, with incorporation or reduction of molecular oxygen. The coding region runs from base 1 to 1623 and encodes 540 amino acids. Lineage: Eukaryota; Fungi; Ascomycota; Eurotiomycetes; Eurotiales; Aspergillaceae.